AAUUUGAAUGGAAAUUUAAUGGAUUGGCAAUUUCAUCACGAAGGCAUGAAAUUUCUCCAACCCGACCAUUCAAACUGAAAGUUACCAAAGUGAUUCUUGCUGAUGCUGGAGAAUAUCAAUGCACAUUGAAGGGACGAGCAAUUUCAGUCCACCAGUAUAGGAGAGUGCAAGCUGAUCAAAUCCAAGCAGCUCCCAUUGUACAAGUUCAGCGUACAAUGUUUGCUCAGUGUGACCAAGGGAAGACUGUAGCUCUUGAGUGUUGUGUCCAGUCCCCUUUCAAAGUAAAAUGGUUUGCUGGUUCUAAUUCUUUAUCAUCCAGUCCAAGUGAAAACCCAAACUGCAUCAUUUAUCAACAUCCCAUGCAAAGCUGCACAGUAGAAAAGAAAGAAACAUUUACAUGCAAAGUAGAAAAUCCAGUGGGUUUUGAAGAUAAAACCACUCUGACCAUCUUUUUGGAUCCGAUUAUCUGCAAUGAUGAUGAGUAUGGGGCUGGAAGAACAGGUGACAGAGCAGAAGGAAAGUGUGAAGAAGGUCAAACGGGGGCCAAGAUUGUAGAGUGUCUGGCAUCAGGAAACUGGAAACUUGUAGAGGACAACUGCAUUGUAGCCAUAAUCAAUGAAUUACAAAUUGAGGCAGAGGAUCUGAAAGAGCAAGAAAUACCAGUAUUCACAGGAAAUUUAAGUAAAGCUGUACAGAAAGAAGAAAAACAAAUCACCAAGUCAUCCGCAACAAUAUCUGCUAUUGUUAAUAUCUUAAAUACAAUUGCAAGCGUUUCAACAGAUGUAAAAGAAGAUGUCAUGCAGAAUGUACUGGAUACUGUUGAUGUCAUAAUUAGUGAUGAUGCAAAGGAUUCUUGGACUUUUCUGAAUACAGAUGAAAACCAAAAUUCCAGCUCACUUUUGCUAGGUUCACUAGAAACGCUUUCUGAAAGGCUAAAUGGAACAUUUACAUUACGUACCCAAAGGAUUCAGCUUACAAGAACAACAUUCAGAAACUCAUUCAGUGAAGAGCUGAACUCCACAGUGUCAAUAACAAUCCCAGCAACAGGCCCCAAAGAUAUAAUUAUCACCACAAUUCUUUUUUCCUCUUUGAAUAAUGUUAUGCCAACACGGACCUCUACGUUCAAUGUUAGCCUUUUGAAUUCCACCAGCAAUGAAACUGACACUGAGAAUGCCAUCAAUGCUGCUGUUCUUCUUGUCAAAAUAGAUGAAACAAUUAAAAAUGUUACCUUAAGUUACAACAAGCUCAAUACAACCCUAAAACAAAAUCCACAGUGCGUCUUCUGGAAUUUUACACUCUUAGAUGCAAUUGGGGCUUGGGAUGAUGAGGGCUGUGAGUUUGUUUCUGACAUAAAUGACACUGUAACCUGCACCUGCAACCACCUCACAUCUUUCUCAAUUCUUAUGUCAACUAGUAUCCCUGAAUCAAUCAGAACAUUAUUGGAUAUAAUGACAUAUAUUGGAGUUGGGAUAUCAAUGAUCAGCCUUCUAAUUUGCCUCGUUAUUGAAGGAAUUGUUUGGAGAGCCCUAACCAAAAAUAGCACUGCUUUUAUGCGCCAUGUUGCCAUUGUGAACACAGCGCUGUCCCUGCUGAUUGCUGACAUCUGCUUUAUCAUUGGAGCAGCUAUCGCAAAGAACCCUAAAGAAAACCCAGAUGAGGACUACACAGUACCCCUUGGACCUUGUAGUGCAGCAACCUUUUUCAUGCACUUUUUCUAUCUUGCCAUGUUCUUUUGGAUGUUUGUUUCAAGCCUCUUGCUCCUAUACCGGACAGUCAUGGUCUUCUCUGAAAUGUCCAAAUGGACCAUGUUUGCCAUUGGCUUGACUGUGGGAUAUGUUUGCCCUCUGAUUAUAGCUGUUACUACUGUUGCCGCCACAGCACCUGAGAACGGAUACAUAAGAGAAUAUGAAGCCUGUUGGCUAAACUGGACUAAGACUAAGGCCCUCUUGGCCUUGGUGAUCCCUGCGCUAACCAUUGUUGUAUUCAAUAUUUUGGUCAUAAUAGUGGUUUUGUACAAGAUGAUUAGAAGAAGGAGUCCUGGAAAUGCAGCCCAGGCAAAUGAAAAAAACACACUGGUAGUGAUUCUGAGAUGUGUGGCUAUACUAAGUCCUUUAUUUGGCCUGACCUGGGCAUUGGGGUUUGGAACCAUGGUGGAGCCAACAAAUGCGGGGAUCCAUGUUGCCUUUGCUUUCUUCAAUUCCCUGCAGGGCUUCUUCAUUUUAGUGUUUGGGACUCUAUUUGAUUCCAAGAUCCGUUCCCUGAUUUUAAGAAAAGUGCCGGCUCGAAGCUCCACCUCUAACCAAACAAGAAGCACAAGUGGUGGAAUUUCAUCUUUCAUCAAUAUUUUUCGUGGGAGAAGAAAUGCCUACAAUGUUUCUCGGGUUGGAAACUCAAACAACGCCAGCAGCGCAUCAGAGUUAUUAACCAACCCCUAAACCUGUACAAAUACUGUAAACUAAUUAAUCUGUAAUGUAUUUUAUCUGAUUGUUUUAUCCUAUGACAUUAUAAAGGUCUUUAAACAUAAACUUGUUUUACAUAGCGAGAGAAACAAUGUACACUCGUAUAAUUUAAGAAAUCAUCAUUUUAUUUGUAGGUGCAAGAUCAAAGUGUAAGAGCUUAUGAAGGACCAAUUAAAAAGCGAUUCCUGAUGGGGAAAAAGCAAGACUAAAAGUAAAUUGGAGGGAUGUUCUUUUUAAGGCACACCUUAGAUGUUUUUUUAUUCCCAUUUCUGUUUUAUUUUCUCUUUUCAUGAGCGAGCUCUUUCCUGUAUCUAUCUCUUUGUCUCUCAUUUUAGUACUUAUACA
Molecule: messenger RNA, 2804 nt
Organism: Cyprinodon tularosa
Lineage: Eukaryota; Metazoa; Chordata; Actinopteri; Cyprinodontiformes; Cyprinodontidae
Product: adhesion G protein-coupled receptor F5-like
Exons: 10
Coding region: 216-2435 (739 amino acids)
Biological process (GO): cell surface receptor signaling pathway; G protein-coupled receptor signaling pathway
Cellular component (GO): membrane
Molecular function (GO): G protein-coupled receptor activity
Source: RefSeq, a predicted model, not a curated record